GACAUGUACUCCCACAUAUUCAAUUAAUGAAAUUAACCUUUCUACAUGGUAUCGGAGCCUAAAAAUCAAAAACCCUAAACCCCUUCUCUCUCUCGUUCGGCCUUCUCUCUCGCCGUCAGCGCCGACUCUCCCUACGGCAGCUCUCCUCACCGGCGACACCCUCUCCUCCUCGGCGGUCCUCUUCUUCCCCUCACCAUGGCCGAAAACAGCGAGAUCACUUCCCAAAAUAACUCCUCCAAACCUCCUCAUCUUGCUUUCACAACAAUCUCAAACGCGAAACUUCAUGUCCCCGUUCAACUCAGUCUCUCCCAACCUAAUUACAAAAAGUGGAGCCGACUCUUCCUUCUUCUGGUUCGGCGAUUCAACCUCAAGGGCUACAUCGAUGGCUCCGUCGUCCCCCUCUCUGAUGACGACGACAAAUGGUUCCAACUCGACGCUCUCCUCCAGGGUUGGAUCCUCUCCACCAUCACCGAUGAGGUCUCAGAUCUGGUCAUCUCCUCUGUCUCUACUGCCUCUGCUCUCUUGAAAGUCAUCCACGACUUGUUCCACGACAACAAACAUGCUCGAGCUAUGCAAUUGGAACAUGAAUUUCACACGACAGUCAAGGGCAACUCCACUAUGGCAGCCUAUUGCCAACAACUGCAGAAUCUUUCCGACUGGCUGGAUGAUGUUGAUGCACCAGUCUCCCAACACCAACUCGUCCUUCAAAUUCUUCGUGGUCUCCCUGCCGAUCUCCAGGGACAAACAUCAUUCAUGCAAUUUCAGGAUCCCAUGCCCACGUUUCUGCAAGCUAUGGGGAAGGCACUCACGGCGGUACUCCCGAUGGCUAUGGCGGACAGCAUGGAGGCACAGGCUAUGGGGAAGGCAACUCCGGGCAACGUGGAGGCUAUGGACGAGGACAAGGUCGUGACGGUGGAAAUCGGGGUAGAGGUCGCGGACGUCAAAACGGCUCACGACCACGGCAAUCCUACAACGGCAACAAUACCUGGAACUCACCGUACCCUAACCCGGUAUGCUGACAUCUUCACCAAAGGACUACCUUCUCUACUCUUCCUCGAGUUUAAGUCCAGUCUGGGUAUCAGACCCCCUCCUCAUCCGACGUAGCCGGGAGCAUGUUAAAUAUAUUCUAUAUUUAAUGUAAAUAUAUUGUUUCCUAUUAUUGUCUCCUACCUUGUAUAGGAUUAGGAAUAUAUUGUUUCCUAUUAU
Cuscuta campestris is the source of this 1206-nucleotide messenger RNA. The record is from the annotation of a GenBank genome assembly. Lineage: Eukaryota; Viridiplantae; Streptophyta; Magnoliopsida; Solanales; Convolvulaceae.